AUGACUUUCCUUCCAAAGUGGUUAACUUUUCUAAAAGGCAAAGAGGUUGUUAUUGCUAAUGCUAUAAUUGCAAUAUUAACAAUUGGUGGGCAGCAACUUUUCUCUUUUUUUACAUUCAGCUGUCCCUGUCAUGUUGGACAGAACCUUAUCUAUGGGCUGGCUUUCCUAGGAGUUCCUGCACUGAUCCUUCUGGUUGUUGGCUAUGCCCUGAAUAACCAGACUUGGAGGCUGGUUACAGGCAAAAAGUCUCCUCUUGAGGAAGAGACUACACCAAACCGGUUACUGCAAUGCAAGCUGAUCUGCUUUGUCUUGUGCAGCAUCACUGGGAGAGCACUGGUUGCUCCAGUAACGUGGCUAGCGGUCACCCUGAUAAAUGGCUCAUAUUAUGUCUGUGCCAUGAGUGAGUAUGUCUCCGUGCAUUACUAUGGAGCUGAUCUGAAUGUUACUGCUAGUGAACGCAGAAGGAUAUUGGCUACAUUUCCAUGCAGUCAGUUAGUUCCUCUGGAGCUGACCCAAGCAAAAGAUGAAGUGAUUCUCCUACUCCGAUACCAGUCACAAGUGGCUGGCUGGCUUCUGAUUGCUGUGGUAGUCAUCACUGUCUUCCUGUCUUACUGCCUGGCAAGCUGUUUCUCCCCACUCAGCUUUCUACAUUUCAGAUACUGGAGCAACUAUGUCCACAAUGAGCAGGAGCUCUUCGAUGAAGCAACAGACCAGCACUCCAGGCUCUAUGCCAUGCAGCAUGUAAGGAAGUUCUUUGGCUUUGCCCCUGGGAGUGAAAAUGUAAAGGAAAUCCGUAUCCCGUCUCUCAGAGAGUGGCAAGCCAUUUCUGGACUGGCCUUUCUCAAACGAGUGGAUGAGGAGCACUACGACUACAGCCUCCUCCAUGACUGGGCGCUCAAGGAGUCCGUAAAUGGAAAAUACCUGAAGACUGAUGAAGACCCUGUGACCAGAACACAGCUCUGA
Pelecanus crispus (Dalmatian pelican) is the source of this 963-nucleotide messenger RNA. RefSeq names its product calcium homeostasis modulator family member 4 (gene CALHM4). The record is from RefSeq and is a predicted model, not a curated record. Lineage: Eukaryota; Metazoa; Chordata; Aves; Pelecaniformes; Pelecanidae. Gene Ontology annotation, molecular function: monoatomic cation channel activity. Gene Ontology annotation, cellular component: plasma membrane.